Triticum turgidum subsp. durum (durum wheat) is the source of this 318-nucleotide messenger RNA. The record is from the annotation of a GenBank genome assembly. Lineage: Eukaryota; Viridiplantae; Streptophyta; Magnoliopsida; Poales; Poaceae.
AUGGAGGGUUUGUCAUUUGCUAUCCAGAGGAGUGUCCUACCUAUCAUGAUCGAGAUGGAUUCCAUUGUUGCAAUGAAGCUGAUACAGGCUAAGGAGGUGGACGGAUCUAUUUACACGUCGCUCAUUAAGGAGAUCCGUUACCUUAUGUCUCUUCGUAAUUCUUGUAUUACUCAUAUCAAUCGUAGUCAAAAUAAGGUUAGUGAUAGUCUAGCUAAGUUUGCUCGUCUAGAAGGCAGGACCAUGACUUGGAUAGAUUCAGGGCCUUCAGAAGCAUUGGAGUUUGCAGUGAUUGAAUGUAUGGACCUUGUGAUUGAGUAA